Messenger RNA from Pectinophora gossypiella (pink bollworm), 1032 nucleotides. RefSeq names its product alpha-(1,3)-fucosyltransferase 10-like. The transcript has a single exon. Gene Ontology annotation, molecular function: alpha-(1->3)-fucosyltransferase activity. The record is from RefSeq and is a predicted model, not a curated record. Gene Ontology annotation, cellular component: membrane. The coding region runs from base 1 to 1032 and encodes 343 amino acids. Lineage: Eukaryota; Metazoa; Arthropoda; Insecta; Lepidoptera; Gelechiidae.
AUGAAUAGGUUUCCACUACCAAGGGAUCCUAAAACUAUCUGGGGAUUGCUUCAAGACGAAUCGCCAAAGACGAGAUUGAUGUUUGUGUUGGAGAAAGCAUUGAAUUUGUUUAACCUCUCAGCCACUUUUAGCAGACAUAGUGACGUACCCUUGCCAUUGAUGGCACUUAGAGGAAUAGAAUCUAUAACUUCUACACUGUACUUUGUUGAAACGGGAAAAAAGAACACUUUCCUCGCUGAAAUAGCUCCCGUCAUAUUUUUGCAAUCAAACUGCAUAGCUUCUAGUGGCAGAGAUGAAUUUGUAACUGAUCUUAUGAAAUACAUCCAAGUGGACUCCUAUGGCAUUUGCCUUCAUAACAAAGAUUUACCUUUACAUAGAAUGUAUUUACACUUUAAAACGUACAUAGAUCACCUGUAUGGUCAGGAACUGCUAAUAUUUAUGGCAAGGUAUAAAUUUAUCAUUGCAAUAGAGAAUGGGAUUUGUAGUGAUUACAUGACGGAAAAGCUCUGGCGUGCUAUAGAAAUAGGAGUCGUACCCAUAUAUUACGGUUCACCUUUGGUUAGAGACUGGCUACCUAACAACAAGUCAGCUAUCCUUGUAGAAGAUUUUGCUACGCCUGAACUACUCAGCCAACACCUACACUAUCUUCUACAGAACGAUACUGCGUAUGAAGAGUAUCUUAAGCACAAAACUCUAGGUGAUAUUACAAAUCAGAAACUAAUCGAUGAAUUAACUAUAAGACCAUAUCAAACAAGUCUCAGUAAAGUAAUUCAUGAAUUUGAGUGUUUUGUGUGUCAGAGGCUUCACGAUAAGAAAGAAACUUCUGUCAAUAUAGUGACGAAAAAACAUUACGAUUGUAUGCUGCCUACGCAGUUAACACGGUCUGUAAAUAAUUCGGAUAGCAAAGAAUUCUUAGAAGUCAUAUACAACACGUACAUGUUUAAUGUCAGAAGAAAGAUAGAUAAUUUAUAUGAAGAGAUUCUGGAUCCUGAUAAGACACCACGUUGCUCCAAUACCAGCUGGGAUUGGUGA